UGCUGCUGUGGUUCUGCCGGCUGCUCCUUGUGCUGUGGCUGUUGCCCCAAAUUCCGACAGUCCCGCGGUACCCGCUUCAUGUACGCACUCUACUUCAUCCUCGUUGCCGUUCUGUGCUGCAUCAUGAUGUCAGAAACCGUGGUCCACAAGAUGAGAGAGCAUAUUCCCUUUUUUGAAGAUAUUUGCAAAGGCCUUAAAGCUGGUGACAACUGUGAGAAGCUGGUAGGAUACUCAGCAGUCUACAGAGUCUGUUUUGGAAUGGCGUGUUUCUUCUUUAUUUUCUCCUUACUGACCCUCAAAAUCAACAACAGCAAAGGCUGCCGAGCUCAUAUUCAUAAUGGCUUUUGGUUCUUUAAACUUCUGCUGUUGGCAGCCAUGUGCUCAGGAGCUUUCUUCAUCCCGGAUCAGGAAACCUUUCUGAAUGCCUGGCGCUUCGUGGGAGCCAUAGGAAGCUUCAUCUUUAUAGGCAUCCAGCUCAUGUUGCUUGUGGAGUUUGCUCAUAAAUGGAACAAGAACUGGACCGCCGGAACGUCGACUAACAAGCUCUGGUACGCCUGUCUGGCCCUGGUGACCCUCAUCAUGUAUUCCAUUACCGCGGGAGGCUUGAUUUUGAUGGUAGUAUUUUAUACACAGAGAGAAGGCUGCAUGGAAAACAAAAUUCUCCUUGGAGUAAAUGGAGGUCUGUGCCUUCUGAUCUCAUUGGUGGCCAUCUCACCCUGUGUCCAAAACCGACAGCCACACUCUGGACUGUUGCAGUCUGGGCUCAUAAGCUGCUAUGUCACAUACCUCACUUUUUCAGCUCUAUCCAGCAAACCUGUUGUAGAAUUUGCUCUGGAUGAGCUUGGGAAGAAUGUUACAAUCUGUGUGCCUAAUUUAGGCCAGGACCUGUACAGAGAUGAGAAUUUGGUUACUGGACUGGGCACCACUCUUCUGAUUGCAUGCAUCUUGUAUUCAUGUUUGACAUCCACAACAAGAUCGAGUUCUGAUGCUCUGCAAGGGCGCUAUGCAGCUCCAGAACUAGAGGUAGCUCGGUGUUGUUUCUGCUUCGCUCCCUACAAAGAAGAUGCUGAAGAGCAGCAGAAUCUGAAAGAAGGAUCACGGGUCAUUUAUGAUGAGAAGAGGGGCACUGUCUAUAGUUACCCCUACUUCCACUUCGUCUUCUUCCUGGCAUCCCUCUAUGUGAUGAUGACAGUUACCAGCUGGUUCAAUUAUGAAAGUGCCAACAUGGAAACCUUCUUCAAUAAGAGCUGGUCCAUCUUCUGGGUCAAGGUGGCCUCCUGCUGGAUGUGUGUGCUGCUGUAUCUAUGGACGCUGGUUGCUCCCCUCUGCUGCCCUUCUCGGCAGUUCUCUGUCUGA
This is a messenger RNA of Chrysochloris asiatica (Cape golden mole), 1356 nucleotides long. It is a transcript of the gene SERINC5, whose product is annotated as serine incorporator 5. The transcript has 11 exons. Bases 79 to 1356 code for a protein of 425 amino acids. Lineage: Eukaryota; Metazoa; Chordata; Mammalia; Afrosoricida; Chrysochloridae. The record is from RefSeq and is a predicted model, not a curated record. Gene Ontology annotation, cellular component: membrane.